UCUGCUUUCCUGCCCCUGCAAGCACGGCUUGUGGAGGCGACCAUACUAUGGUGUAAGGAAGCGAGGGGGCCCGUGCAAUUCAUUAUUAGUUUGAAUCAGACAAUAUAAAACUCUGACCUUUUGUUUGUUUUAUAAUGUAACGGCAUCUCAAAUGCACGGGCGCGCUUUUAAAUGAGGCACGCGUAAAGCGGAGACUUAAACGCUGCUGAUUUGAUGCUCUGCUCUCAUCAUUAUCAUCACCAGCAGUAUCAUUAGUAGCUAACUGGCAUUUUGUUUUCGGGGGCUUCGGCGAGAAGUGACAAGAAUCUAAGACCCCUCCUCUGCAGGGCGGAGCGUGCAUUUUGAUGUCGAUUUUGUAUCUUUUUUUCUUCUCUGACACGUCCGCACUGAGUGAAUGGCAUUGGCACAUUGUCAAUCGCUCACUACCGCUGCCAUCAAACAACAUAAAGCACACACAGCCCGCGCGCUCGACUCAUAAAUUUCCGCCAGCAGAUAUUUUUGCGCAUCGCUUUAUGGCGCGUGAUUAAUUUUUUUCGCUAGUUUUUCUAUUUUACCUACUGAAAGUGAGAAAACUUUUUUAUACGUUUUUGUAUAUAUUUUUUUCUCUACAAUCUUUAUAGCUCUGGUCGCCGGUGCUGAUGGUUUAAUUUAUUUCACUCGGGUUCUUUUAUUUUCUUAUGCAGUUUUUUUAUUUUUGGAGGAAAAAAAAGAAAUCUUUUUAAAAGACAACAUUCUGCCAGUUGUCCACACUCAACCUGCGUCUUUUUAAUUACACAAUCAUUAAUUUUGAUUAAUUAUCACUUUCCGUCAGAGGCAUGGGAUGUUUUGUUUGCAACUCUUUGUAAUACUACGGAUUUGUCCAAGUUUUCCAGAAGUGCACAAGGCGAAAUUAUCCUAAGAAGACAGCAAAUAAGAAUUCCAGACAUCUGCAAAGGACCCCGGCUCUUCAAAGAGAAAAAAGACAAAUUGGCAUGAAGAUUCGGACAGGAUUGAACGGGCAACCGCUGUCACCUGAACGCUGAAGUUUACUUCAAUAACAAACAAGAAAGAUCAUCGCUAAUUUUCCUCUAAUGGACAUUCUUACAGGAGGAUCAAAGACGAUUUAAAUCUUUUCCCGGGACAUCAAUUCCGCGAUCCAGCGAUUUAUUGUAUUUUUCUUCUCUUCUGCGUUGCUUCACGGUCAAUAUUUUGUGCACGAUAGCGACCCGUUAAACGCCGCACAUGAAAUAAUCAAGUUGUUUUUGCAUGUGCAUUAUCCGAGUUUAUUUCACCCAUCUCAGUGACUGAGCACGAGCGCAUUGAUUGUGUUGCGGCGGACUAUGGACGAGCAAGCCCGGAUCAUGCAGACUCUCGGCGGUGUCAGCCUGGCUGGUCACUCGGUACAAGGCGGCAUGGCUCUGCCGCCUCCACAUGGACACGACGGAACCGAUGGGGAUGGAAGAAAACAAGACAUCGGUGACAUUCUGCAUCAGAUCAUGACCAUCACCGACCAAAGCCUGGACGAGGCGCAAGCAAAGCACAGGAAACAUGGGCUCAACUGUCACAGAAUGAAGCCAGCCCUCUUCAGUGUGCUCUGCGAGAUCAAAGAGAAAACAGGUCUAAGUAUCCGCGGGGCUCAGGAGGAGGAUCCACCAGAUCCACAGCUGAUGCGUCUGGACAACAUGCUGCUGGCGGAGGGUGUAGCCGGACCAGAGAAGGGUGGAGGAUCAGCGGCGGCGGCGGCUGCAGCAGCAGCGGCUGGCAGUCCCACUGACAACUCCAUCGAGCACUCCGACUACAGGGCCAAACUCUCCCAGAUCAGACAGAUCUACCACACCGAGUUGGAGAAAUACGAGCAGGCAUGUAAUGAGUUCACUACCCACGUAAUGAACCUGUUGAGGGAACAGUCUCGCACACGGCCCAUCUCGCCCAAAGAGAUUGAACGCAUGGUCAGCAUCAUUCAUCGCAAAUUCAGCUCCAUCCAAAUGCAGCUUAAACAGAGCACCUGUGAGGCUGUCAUGAUCUUGAGGUCCCGCUUCCUUGACGCCAGACGGAAACGGCGGAACUUCAGCAAGCAGGCGACCGAGAUCCUGAAUGAGUAUUUUUACUCGCAUCUUAGUAACCCUUAUCCCAGCGAAGAGGCCAAAGAGGAGCUGGCUAAGAAGUGCAGCAUAACAGUAUCCCAGGGGGUGGGAACCACCAUCACAGUGGCACAGGUAUCCAACUGGUUCGGCAACAAGAGGAUCCGCUACAAAAAAAACAUCGGCAAGUUCCAAGAGGAGGCCAACCUGUAUGCCGCUAAGACAGCCGUGACUGCAGCACAUGCAGCAGCUGCCGCCGUCCAGAAUAGUCAGACCAACUCACCCACCACACCCAACUCCGGAUUCCAGAUGAAAGAUGAAGAAUUUCAGCUGGAUUCUGCAGAGAACAAAAACACUCUAUUAACCAACAUGUUCACUGGUUCGUCAGGUUCUUUUAACCUCCCAAACUCGGGGGACUUGUUCAUGAGCAUGCAGAAUCUGAAUGGGGAUUCUUACCAAGGGGCACAAGUCGGAGCCAAUGUGCAGUCACAGGUGGAUACCCUGCGCCAUGUUAUCAGUCAGACGGCAGGAUACAAUGAUGUCCUGGGGGGGAAUCCCAUGUAUAGUCCACAUGGCUUGAAUGGUAAUGGAGGAUGGCAGGACGCUACGACUCCAUCCUCUGUGAUCUCCCCUACAGAAGGCCCUGGUAGUGUGCACUCUGAUACCUCGAACUGACACGCCCCUUCCCAAACUGUGGAGAACCAAUCACACGAUUACGAACCCACAGACUGACCAAUCAGAGACACAGAAUAAACUGUCAUCCUCAUGGAAUCAUCCACUUUUCCACAGUGUUUCGGAAGCUGGACAAUUCUUAGCCGUAAACAUCAGUCCACUGCGGUUUUUACUAACACAAGCUCUCCUCCAACAUAUUCAGCUGUUUUUUUAUAUAUAUAUAUAUAUUAUUUGAAGUGUACAAGCUCAAAGUGUAUGCUACAGUAUGUUUUUUUUUUUUUUUUUGGAGUUUGUUGGUCAUAAUUGUUUUAACCGACUGUCGGCAAAGCUUUAGUGCAGUAAUACAAUUGAAAAUAUGAAUAUAUUCAUAAGAUGCAUUUAACAGGGCUAAAUGCUACGGAAGGCAGCUUGGGGAAUCCAUUGCUUUUUUUGUUGAGCUUUUAUUAAUGUCAUACUAAAAUAAGACCACCUAUGAAUGGCAAUCCACUCCAAUUUUGGGGGGUGAUUUUUAAAUACCUGGCAAUUAAUGUCUUUUUUUAACAAAAACGAAAUGUAAUUAAUAUUCAGUCCACUACAAUUAAUGAAGGAAGUUGUAAAGGAAAAAUGGGACAUUUUGUUGGAUGCUUUUCUGGCAGUUUUCCAUUCAAAAAAGGUUCUUGUAUAUGACAUAGCUUGAGAGUAUUUCUACACCACACAAGUAAAUACUCCGCUUUAUUACCUCAUUGAAACUCAUAGAAAACCAAUAGAUUUAAAACAUUUCUUUAGCUUCUAGUGCUCUCACUGACUACCUCUCAACAAAAUCACCACCACAUUUAUUUUUUCGUCUUUUUCUUUCAUUCCUUCUUUUUAAAAAUAUUUUUUUUUACAUUUGUUAGUUUGGUUGAAAUCCAUCUUGUAAGAAAUUUGCUCUCUCUGUCUCUCUCUCUCGCUCUUUAUGUAAUCUAAUGUAUAUUUUAACCUUCUAAGAAAACUAAGUUGCUUUGUUGCAACUUUUAAAAGAAAAAAAAAAGAAAAAAAGAAUCAUAAUAUUAAUAAUACGAAUAGCACGGAGAGUAUGGAGAGUACAGUGGCUGGUGGAGGGGCAAUUCUGUGCUGGAUUUGAAGGGAAGGGGGGAAAUAUGAUCAUAAAAUUAACACCAAACAGUUAAACUGUUGUAAAUACUGAAAAAACAAACAUUUUGAAUGUUGCUCAUCUUGUUACUAAUUCAUGCAAAAAAAGAAAUAAAAAAAUAAUAAAUAAAAACCCAUGAUUUAAAAAAAAAAAAAGAAAGAAAACCUGUAAUGCAUAGAGGUUUCAGUAUUCAGAAUUGUACAUUUCAAAUCCUGUGUGACAGGGUUACCGACUUACUUUCUCUUUUUUGUAUCGUAUGUGAUUCUGAAACUGAUAAAAAAAAAAGUCAUACAAAAUUUAUUUGUGGCAGUGGUUCUAAUGUAUUAAAGAUGUUUCGUGUUUCUUUCUAACCAGACUACACCCUGGACUGAAAAGUCUUCCUUGUGGUAGUUAUGUGUAAUUUCAGACAUGAAUAAACUGUUUUCCUUUCAUGACA
This is a messenger RNA of Danio rerio (zebrafish), 4279 nucleotides long. NCBI's taxonomy places the organism in Eukaryota, Metazoa, Chordata, Actinopteri, Cypriniformes, Danionidae. The record is from RefSeq and is a predicted model, not a curated record.